Penicillium atrosanguineum is the source of this 630-nucleotide messenger RNA. Its product is annotated as ankyrin repeat domain-containing protein. The record is from RefSeq and is a predicted model, not a curated record. Gene Ontology annotation, molecular function: protein binding. Lineage: Eukaryota; Fungi; Ascomycota; Eurotiomycetes; Eurotiales; Aspergillaceae. The coding region runs from base 1 to 630 and encodes 209 amino acids. The transcript has a single exon.
AUGACCAUCUUCAACUUCACACAAAAAAGCUACAACACUCUCCAGAGCCCGUUUAUGAUGUAUGGUCAAGAGCACCGGUUAUCCCUAGACACUCUGCCAGCAGAACUCAUCCGCGAGAUCGCCGACUGUAUCCCAACAGAGAAGCAAGUAGUCGAGCUCAUGGCUACAAGUCUGCGUCUUAACCACCACCUGAAAGACUACAUCUGCCAUCGAAACAUGGAGAAUGGAAACAGGGGACUUCUCUGGGCAUGUCAACACGGUCAGUUCGAAGCAUGUGAACGAUUCCUCGAGCUUGGAGCGGACCCAAACUUUGAACCUCUUGUGGGCUACACUUCACGCCGAAUACUAAAUAUUGCUGUCUAUGGAGGACAUAUCGAAUGCGCCCAGGUGCUUCUCUUACACGGAGCCGACCCAAAUGCCAAAGAUGGAUCUGGAGAUACGCCAUUGUUUCCCGCGAUUGAGAACUGUGAUGCUCCCAUGGUGCAGAUGUUACUGGAGAUGCGGGCCGAUCCCAAUGUCGAAAAUGAGCAUCGAUAUCUGAAGGCGUCCCCACUUGAAAUGGCGAUGGAUAAGGAAUUGGAGGUUAUUGUUUGGCUUCUGGUGGAGAAGGGCGCAGGUCUCCCUGAUUAG